AUGAGCUCUGAAGGUAGAGGCCGUCUCGCUGGCAAGAACGCCGUCAUCACUGGUGCUGCUNNGGGCAGUGGCAUUGGCCUCGAGACCUCCAUUCUCUUUGCCCGCGAGGGUGCAUCUGUUCUGAUGUGCGAUAUCUCAGCACCUGCUCUCGAGAAGGCUCUUGCCAAGGUCAAGGAGAUUGUUCCCAACGCUGCCGGCAAGAUUGAGACUACUAUCUGCGAUGUCAGCAAGGAGGCCGACGUUGCCGCAACCGUCGAGAGGGUAGACCCUUGGGGUGGUCUUGAUGUCAUGUUUAACAACGCUGGCAUCAUGCACGCCGACGACGCAGAUGCCAUUGACACCCCAGAGAAGAUCUGGGACCUUACUCACAACAUCAACGUCAAGGGUGUCUGGUUUGGCUCAAAGCAUGCAGUGCAAGCACUACGCAAGCACAAUAAGACUAAGGGAUCCAUCAUCAACACUGCUUCCGUGGUCGCUCUGGUUGGAGCAGCAACACCCCAGCUCGCAUACACAGCUAGCAAGGGAGCUGUUCUCGCAAUGACCCGUGAACUUGCCAUUGUGCACGCACGUGAAGGCUUCAGAUUCAACGCUCUGUGCCCUGCUCCUCUUAACACUCCUCUUCUUCAGGACUGGCUGGGUGACGAUAAGGCCAAGCGCCAGCGUCGUGAGAUUCACUUCCCUACUGGACGUUUUGGUGAGGCUAUUGAGCAGGCACAUGCUGUUGUCUUCUUGGCCAGUGAUGAGAGCAGCUUUGUCAACGGAACAGACUUUGUCGUUGAUGGUGGCAUGACCAAGGUAUGUUGCAAUCGAUGUCCAGAGAACGUGUUGGUGCAAUGGCUAAUUUUCGACAGNGCAUAUGUCACUCCUGAGGGACCUCCGGCUCCUGCUCCUACCAAUCUCGCAAAGUAG
This is a messenger RNA of Aureobasidium vineae, 909 nucleotides long. Lineage: Eukaryota; Fungi; Ascomycota; Dothideomycetes; Dothideales; Saccotheciaceae. The record is from the annotation of a GenBank genome assembly.